AUGUGUUGUUCGGUGGGUUUCGCCAGGUCUCUGGGUUUCGCCCUGCUGCCUCUGGCCCUCUGCUGCAUCCUGGCCCACCUGCUGCUGCUCUUCCCCAUGGGAGAGAUCAGCUACCUGCAGGAGGGCCGCCUGGCAAGGUACAUCUUGUACUUUGGUGGACUUGGAGGAGGGGGAGCACUAGUGCUGGUUCCAGCUGUGGUCUUCAUCACUCUAGGGAAAUGUAGCUGCUGUUGGAAUGAAAGCUUAAUGAUGUGCGGGUCAGUGUUGGCAGCUGUGGUUGGCCUAAUGGGAUCUGGUUACUGUUUCGUCAUGUCAGGAUUUGCCUUGGUGCAGGGUCCCCAGUGCUUCACUUCCUUUGGAUGGACGUACCCCUUUGCAGACCAGGGUGGCAGGUACCUGUUACAGCCAGAGACGUGGUCCCGGUGUCUCCAGCCGCUGAACAUCGUAGAGUGGAACGUGACUCUGCUUUGUGUCCUACUGUGCCUGGCUGUGCUCGAGUUCAUCAUCUGUCUCCUGCAGCUGGGAAACGGUUUAGUCAACGCCGUCUGCAGGCCCUGUUGCUACAAGCAGGAGUAUAGUCUUAAUGCGUAGACUAACGUGCACAUGCGUGUAGACGUAGGUAUGUAGUGCAUGUGCACACACGCAAACCAAUCACACGUUUGAUGUAUGUAGAUAUGCAGGACAUUAAUGAACACUCGCAUAAGCGAAUGUCUGCAUAAAGCCUCAUCGCUCAUUGUAAAGGACUGACAUCCACAUCAGUGUAAUUACUAUAUUUUCAAGCUUUUAAUUUGCCCUGUUCAAGUGGCAAAAAUCAGUAUGAAGUCAUUCAUUAUGAUUAUGAUGAUGAGCUGUUUCGGUCUCAACUUUUUAAAGGCAUUAGGUUAUUUGUACAUAAAAACGUAGAUAUUUGUGAGUCUGUUUCUUGAAUAAUACAACUCAAAAUAAAAUCCAGAGCAUUCUACAUGAACAUAAUGAUAAAAGUAUUAUUCAUAUUAUUAAUUAUAUUCCGUUUGCCACAUAUUGUUUGAUAAUGCCGGAGAAGACAAGGUUUUUUGGUGUAAUUUUUUAUGGUGAACUUGCGAGGAGAGAUUUCUGUUAUUUAGUCGUUUAUCAGGCUCUUAGCUGGAAUGAUUAUCUUGAUACAGGAGGAAGUCGUAUCUAUGGAACACUUGGGGAUUACAAGCAGAUUUUUAUGUUUGUUUCUGUAUUUGUUAAACAUUUCUGAGCAUUUUUUUGUAAAUUCUUUUCUUCACUUCUUAUAAAAGCUAGAUAUGUUUUAACAGACAUUUUAGUGACAUAUUUUUAUAAUGCUUCUUUGUUUGUUCCACCUUUAAUAAAAAAAAAAAAUUCUAUUUCCAUUUCCAGUA
Molecule: messenger RNA, 1367 nt
Organism: Pungitius pungitius (ninespine stickleback)
Lineage: Eukaryota; Metazoa; Chordata; Actinopteri; Perciformes; Gasterosteidae
Gene: tm4sf1
Product: transmembrane 4 L six family member 18
Exons: 4
Coding region: 1-591 (196 amino acids)
Cellular component (GO): membrane
Source: RefSeq, a predicted model, not a curated record